AUGUCUCUCGGCAAGAAGGUCACCCUCAACACUGGCGCCCAGAUCCCCCAGCUGGGCUUUGGUACCUGGCAGUCCGCCCCCGGCCAAGUCGGCGAGGCCGUCUACGAGGCCCUGAAGGCCGGCUACCGCCACCUGGAUCUGGCUACUAUCUACCAGAACCAGCGUGAGGUGGCCGCCGGUAUCAAGCGCGCCUACCAGGAUGUCCCUGGUCUGAAGCGUGAAGACCUCUUCAUUGUGAGUGAUGCUCGUUUUCCACCCGCGAACGACCCCGGUCUAUAUAUGCAUGCCGGGAUUCUAACCUUUCUUCCUCCAACCAUAGACCUCCAAGCUGUGGAACAGCACCGACCCGAGGUUGUGGAGGCUUCUCUGGAUGCCUGCCUUGCUGAGCUGGAGCUCGACUACCUGGAUCUCUACCUGGUGCACUGGCCCGUUGCGUUCCAGAAGGGCGAGUCCUACUUCCCUCUCGUGGCGGGCAGCACCGUCGAGGGUGGCGAUGUGAUCAUUGAUGACGGGGUCUCCAUUGUGGACACCUGGAAGGCCAUGACCCAGCUCCCCAAGAGCAAGGCCCGCGCCGUCGGUGUCUCCAACCACACCAUCCCUCACCUGGAGGCGAUCAUCAAUGGCACCGGAGUUGUGCCCGCAGCCAACCAGAUCGAGCGCCACCCGGUGCUGCAGAGCAACGACCUGAUUGAGUACUGCCAGAAGAAGGGCAUCCACAUCACUGCUUACUCCGCCUUCGGCAACAACAUGCUCAACAUCCCUCUCCUGAUCACCCGCCCCGAAGUCAAGGAGGUGGCCGAGUCCGUUUCGAAGCGCACUGGCCAGGAGGUCACUGGUGCUCACGUUAUUCUCGCCUGGUCCCAGGUGGGCGGCCACAGUGUCAUCCCCAAGUCGGUGACACCGUCGCGUAUCCGCGACAACUUCAAGGAGGUGGAGCUCACCGCCGAGGAGAUCGAGAAGGUCAACGCUCUGGGCAAGGACCGCAGGCGCUACAACACUCCUUACACUGCUAACAAGCCCCGGUGGAACAUCAACAUCUUCGGCGAGGCCGAGGAGCAGCCCGCGGACCACAAGGUGGUUGUUUAG
Messenger RNA from Penicillium canariense, 1086 nucleotides. It is a transcript of the gene akr1, whose product is annotated as putative aldehyde reductase (AKR1). The transcript has 10 exons. Gene Ontology annotation, molecular function: aldose reductase (NADPH) activity. The record is from RefSeq and is a predicted model, not a curated record. Gene Ontology annotation, cellular component: cytosol. Bases 1 to 1086 code for a protein of 361 amino acids. NCBI's taxonomy places the organism in Eukaryota, Fungi, Ascomycota, Eurotiomycetes, Eurotiales, Aspergillaceae.